This is a messenger RNA of Silurus meridionalis, 2075 nucleotides long. RefSeq lists its product as uncharacterized. The coding region runs from base 134 to 1654 and encodes 506 amino acids. The record is from RefSeq and is a predicted model, not a curated record. NCBI's taxonomy places the organism in Eukaryota, Metazoa, Chordata, Actinopteri, Siluriformes, Siluridae. The transcript is spliced from 8 exons.
GUCACAGGGUCGAACCUGACGCCACAAAAAGACGCCAAAUGAAAUGCGCGUGUCAAAGCCACGAGAGACUUCAGAGAGCAGCAGCGAUCACGAGACAUAUCCGAGAUUAGUGAAGUAACCACGUCUGUAUCCAAUGGCCACUGUUACACUUCAGGACCCAGUUCCAUCUAACAUGUUGUACGCUGGACCAUUUUUCCCAACUUCUUUUCCACAGACGAGGAAGGUGAUUACAGUCAGAGAUCCUCACGAUGACACCCGAGACAUUAUAGCUGAGAUCCAUGGACAGAGAAGGACAUCCUCACCGACUCCACCUCAGAUAAAUAAAAUUCCCCGUGAACAAUUCCUUUUCGGGUGGCCUCCAAAGAAAGAAAGGAAAAAUAAGAAAGUCAACAAGUCGGUGCAGAAGGAGCAGAUGGAACAAGUGAAACCCUCAGCUCCUGAAGAACCCGUCACAACACUUCGGUCUUCUCCUGCAUGGAAACACAACAUUUCCGUUCUUGGUGAUCAGCAGUGUGAACCUGUGACGCCUACACGGUCCAAAUGGAGACACGCCAUGAAGGUUCCUCUUCCACCAAGAGCCAAACCCCCGAAGAAGGCAGAUCCUGAGACUGACCUUGCUCCAUCAGCGAAUAGUGUGCAGGAUGAGGCAGAUCAGGAAAUCAUCACAAGACUUUUUGGUGAUAUCUCUGUUGAUUCUCUGACUCCAACACAUUCAAUUUGUAAUGACAUGGUUAAUACCUACACUGAUCCGGAGCUGAAGAGUGAGCAGAGCAAGGAAAAGCCCCAUAGACAAAUCCGUUACGGGGUCUUUCAAAGGAAAGAAGACUAUAAACGGAAAGUCAACAAGGUGGUGCAGAUGGAGCAGAUGGAACCUGUCAAACCCUCAGCUCCUGAAGAACCCGUCACAACACUUCGGUCUUCUCCUGCAUGGAAACACAACAUUUCCAUUCUUGGUGAUCAGCCGUGUGAACCUGUGACACCUACACGGCCCAAAUGGAGACACGCCAUGAAGGUUCCUCUUCCACCAAGAGCCACACCCCUGAAGAAGGCGGAUCCUGAGACUGACUUUGCUCCAUCAGCGAAUAGUGUGCAGGAUGAGGCAGAUCAGGAAAUCAUCACAAGCCUUUUUGGUGAUAUAUCUGUCGAUUCUCUGACUCUAACACAUGCAACGUGUAAUGACAUGGUUAAUACCUACACUGAUCCGGAGCUGAAGAGUGAGCAGAGCAAGAAAAAUCCCCAUAGACAAAUCCGUUUCGGGGUCUUUCAAAGGAAAGAAGACUAUAAACGGAAAGUCAACAAGGUGGUGCAGAAGGGGCAGAUGGACCCGUCGAAACCAGUCACAACACUUCGGUCUUCUUCUGCAUGGAAACACAACACUUCCAUUAUGUAUGAUCAGCAGCGUAAGCCCGUGUCACCUAUGCGGCCUAAAUGGAGCGACGUUGUGAAGGCUUCUUUACGAAUAGCUACACCCCCGAAGAAGGCGAAUGAUGAGACUGUUCCCGCAUCAGCAGUGUAUAGUGUGCAGAAAAGGUCUGUUCACACUGCUGUCGGGACGGCGCUGGAGAGUAUGAAGCACGAGGUAAAGUCCAAUGUGCAAGUGUGGCAGUCGUCAAAGAGGAAAAGAAAAAAAAAUAACGCUGUUGUUGUCCUGUAAGGUGAUCCUUCUCAAAAUGCAUAAUCAAUAACAUUUUCUGAGAUUGACGACUGUACUUGUGGUGUUUUGUCACAGAAGCUCAGUGCUGAAAUACUGAAACUAUUAAAACAGCGAUUUGACGAUGUAUCAGAUUGCAGAAACGUGUUCAUUAAAUGCAGGGGUCCCCUAAUUCUUAUCUGUGAGGCCACAUAAUAUUUCCUUUUUUUAAUAGGGGGCGGGUCGGUCUGUAACAGAAAAUGACAUGGGCCGGAGUAGAUACCAGUGUUGUUGUGGAGAUUUUAUUAUUAUUUUUAAUCUAUUUAUUAUGGUAUUUAUUGUAUAUUUAGUUUAUUAUUUAUUAUAUAUUUAUUAUUAUUUUGUUAUGCACCAUACAGACAAAUCAGCAUUACUUUUCAAGAGAUAUAUCGCCCAUAAAAAGAGC